Molecule: messenger RNA, 4564 nt
Organism: Thunnus maccoyii (southern bluefin tuna)
Lineage: Eukaryota; Metazoa; Chordata; Actinopteri; Scombriformes; Scombridae
Product: oocyte zinc finger protein XlCOF8.4-like
Exons: 2
Coding region: 330-3632 (1100 amino acids)
Biological process (GO): regulation of transcription by RNA polymerase II
Cellular component (GO): nucleus
Molecular function (GO): DNA-binding transcription factor activity, RNA polymerase II-specific; RNA polymerase II transcription regulatory region sequence-specific DNA binding
Source: RefSeq, a predicted model, not a curated record
AGAGGACGUCUCAUGUCUCUUAAAACAAACUUCCUCUUUUCCUCUCUCCUCGCUCGGUUUCCUUGCGUCUCUCCAUGCAUCCACGGUGGGAAGAUUAGGACUCAAGGAAAAGACGCAAGUGAGGGAAACGUGGAUGCAAUUUAAGAGACUUGGGAUGCACCCAUAGUCAUCAGGGUCCAGGAUGGCGACAACCUCAACAUCCAAUACAUGAGUUUAUUUCCGUUUCGCUUAUAAAGCGUCUCCUCUGAUGUCAACAUAGAGGAAGCUUCAGAUAUAAACGGACAGGGUUCAGAGAAGGAGUUUGAUGGAGAAAAUGUCAUCGUGUUAAAAUGUCUAAAGUCCAAAUGCUGAGAGCGUCGGUGACGCAGCGACUAACUGCGGCUGCUGAAGAGAUAUUUGUGCUGUUUGAAAGAUCGAUAGCAGAGUACGAGGAGGAACUUUCUCGAUCAAAAGAGGAGAACGAGCGACAACGCAAACUACUGGACGCUGUUUUCAACCCUCAACUUCAGCUACACAGAGCAGACAUCCAGCAGCUGUCAGAGAGUAAAGAAGAGGUUCCCCCUGAGCAGCAGGAGUGGAGCUCCAGUCUGGACCAGGAGGACCCAGAGCCCCCACACAUUAAAGAGGAACAGGAGGAACUCUUGACCAGUCAGGAGGGAGAGCAGCCUCAAGGGCUGAUUGGUGUUGAUAUCCCAUCCUCUCCUGUGUCAGUGAAGAGUCCAAGAAAAACUGAGAACAGAGAGGCAGAGCCUACAGCCAGCAGCUCAACUGAACAGAUGGUAACAGAAGCUGAUGGAGAGGACUGUGAAGGAUCAGAACCAGCCAGGAACUCAGAUCCAGGUAGACAUUUACAACCAGAUUCUCCCGACAAGAUUUCAGAUCCUUCUGAGACUGAUGUUAGUGAUGGUGAUUUGACAGAGACCAGAGAACCUCAGUCAGAUUUAAACUCUCUGAAAAAUAAAGAAAUCCUUGUUAGUGAUAUGAAACUUAAUACUGGCAACAACUCGUUCAUCUGCUCUCAGUGUGGUAAAAAAUUUGCGAGCAAAGUAAGUCUACAGAGACACAUGGCACUGAGUCAUCAUACAGGAAUGAACGCCUUUAGUUGUGAGUUAUGUGAUAAAACAUUUACACAUAAGAUAUAUCUGAAAAUCCACAUGGGUGUUCACACAGGAGAGAAAAGAUACCGUUGCCAUAUUUGUGAAAAAAGAUUCACCUGGCGUAUCCAGCUCAGGAGACAUAAAUGUGUUGAUAAAUCCUCACAACUGAAUGGUGGAGAAACAAAACCAGUGAGGAACUCGGUCCGUAUAAGUGAGUUGAGAUGUAGAGAUGCCAAAAACUCAUCUAGUUCAUUUUCCUGCUCUAAGUGUAAAGAAAAGUUUAACAACUUUUAUUCUCUGGAGAGACACGAGAAAGCUCAUUCAGGGAAGAAACCAUUUAGUUGCCCAUUUUGUGGUAAAUCAUUUGCACACAGGGCACAUCUGACACCUCACGUAGCGAUGCACACAGGGGAGAGACCAUACAGGUGUGGUUAUUGUUACAGAAGCUUCACCUGGCCUUCACAGGUCAAAAAGCACAAAUGUGGUCGUGAGAAGUACUAUAAGCUUUAUCAAAGCCGAAUCAAGGAGAAAAGAGCGGCAGCGCUUCAAGGGCUGGAGGAGGCUGAUAUCACCCAGUUCACAGUCACUCCUGUCCCUGUGAAGAGUGAAGAUGAUGAAGACAAACCUCAGUCCUCACAGCUUCAUCCAAGUCAAACUGAGGAGAACAGAGAGGCAGAGCCUCCAGCCAGCAGCUCAACUGAACAGAUGGAAACAGACGCUGAUGGAGAGGAUUGUGGAGGAUCAGAACCAGCCAGGAACUCACAUCCAGAUAGACUUUUACAACCUGAUACUGAUGACAGGACUUUACAUUUUCCUGAACCUGAUCCUGGUCCUGAAGUCAGGGAGGAUGAUUGGAAGGUGACCCGGGAACCUCAGUCAGGUUUACAGAAUGAUGUCCCUGUAAGCAGUAUGAGUCUUACAACCUUAACAAAAAGAUUUACUUGUUGUCAGUGUGGUGAAACAUUUGACAAAAAGGUUUCACUAGUGAGACACAUGAAACAUCAUGCCAAAAAACAAUGUAGCUGCUCACUUUGUGGGAAAGAAUUUGUCCACAAGGAAACUCUGGAAGCACAUAAGAAAUGGCACGAAGGACAUACUGACUUUAGUUGCUCACUUUGUGGUAGAAAAUUUAAAUAUUUAGGACAAUUGUCGCUGCACUUGAACUCCCAUGAAGAGAUCAACAGAUUCAAAUGCAGUAUUUGUGACAGAACAUUUAAUAUAUUUUAUGCAUUCAAAAGACAUAAAUGUAAUGGUGAGUCCUCAAAGCUUCACAAACCCGGGGCGAGUCAGGAGGGAGAGCAACUUCAAGGGCUGGAGGAUGCCGAUACACCCAAGUUCACAUUCACUCCUCUUCCUGUGAAUAGUGAAGAUGAUGAUGAAGAGAAACAUCAGUCCUCACAGUUUCAUCAAAGACAAUAUGAACAGACGAACACAGAAGUUGAUGGAGAGGACUGUGGAGGAUCAGAACCAGCCAGCAACUCACAUCCAGAUAGACAUUUACCACCAGAUACUGAUGACAGGGAAGAGAGUAGUCAACAAAAACAACCAAAAAGUCUGAGCCAACACAUGAUAAUACAUUCACAGGUACACAGGGAGGCAAAGCAGGAGGACCCAGGUUCCCCACACAUUAAAGAGGAACAGGAGGAACUCUGGACCUGUCGGGAGGGAGAGCAGCCUCAAGGACCUCCUCCAGCCAGCAGAUUAGCUGAACAGAUGAAAACGGAAGCUAAUGGAGCAGAUAGACAUUUACAGCCAGUUAGUGAUCUUAAGGUUUUAAACGCUUUUCAGUUAAAGACUGUCAAUGUUGUCUGCAUGGAGAUCAGAGCACCUCAGUUAGUUUUCAUCUCUCAAAAAAAAAAUGUAACCCCUGUAAGUAAUGAAGGAUAUAAUAUUGAUGAGAAACCUUUUAGCUGCCAGAAGUGUGGGAAAGGUUUCUCACGCAAUGAUGUGCUAAAGAAACACAUGAGAACUCACACAGGAGAGAAACCAUUUUGUUGCUCGAUAUGUGGUAAAAGAUUUACCCAGAAUUCACAUGUAAAACAACACAUGACAGUCCACAAAGGGGAGACACAAUUCAGCUGCGGUGUUUGUAACAAAAGAUUCAUUUGGAAUUUUCAACUCAAGAACCACAAGUGUGUUGGUGAGUCCUCACAGCUUCAUCAAAGACAAACUGAGGAGAACAGAGAGGCAGAGCCUACAGUCAGCAGCACAACUGAACAGAUAGAAACAAAGGCCAAUGGAGAGGAAUGUGAAGAACCAGAACCAGCCAGGAACUCAGAUUUAAACUCCGAGAAAAAUAAAAUCCCUGUAAGUGAUGAGAGAGCUAAAGGAGAGAAACCAUUCAGCUGCUCAAUUUGCGGCACAAAAUCUGCUUCGAAGAGAGGUAUGAAACUGCACAUUAAGCGCCACUUCGCAAAGAAAAGAUUCAGCUGCAGUUAUUGUGACAAAAGAUUCUCUUGGUAUAGAGAGCUUAAAAAGCACGAGUGUGACAAGCCUCCUGAGCUUGAAAUUGAGAUCAGCGAUGAUGAGGAGUAAUGGUUGACCAAUAGUGGAUUUUUAAAGGCAGAUAUAAUAACCAUAAUUUGAAGCAGCUGACAAAGAUGAUAAGUGAAUAACUGGCCAAUAUCAUGAGAGUUCAUUUAGAAGGGAAAAGUCUGGGCAACGACUUAACACAACACAUGAAAUAUCACAGAGCAGAUAAACUGUUCAGGUGCACUUAGCGUGAUAAAAGGUUUGGCUAUAAUUCCCAUCUCAAGCUGCACAUAAAGUGCCAUUCUACCAUAUUUACAUCUGUUUUUAUUGCUCUCAAAUGUAAAUAUGGGUCAAAUUUGACCUGAACAGUAUGUAAGGGUUAAACAACUUCCAAAAGAAAAAGAAAUGUAUAAAAAGGACUUCUCACACGUUAACUGAACUAAUGAACAAAAUCUUGGAUAUGUAUGAUGACGCUCAUUACGCUUCAGGGACAAUAUCACUCCACUAUUAUUCAACAUGUGUUGUAUAAGAUCAUAAUUGUAUCUGACAUUUUUGUCUUCACAUGAAACUAGCCUUUGACGAGUUAUUAACAUUUUGUGUGGGUUUAUUUAAAAUGAGAGAAAAUAUCAGUUAUUAUAUGUAGAAAUGUUUUUGUCUGUGCUAAAAUAUCUUAAAUCACAACUCCUCUGAGUAGUUCAGACAUUGAUUUUGUGUCUUAGAACAAAGUCUGACUCAUCUGUCAUCAUUGGUUUCUGUGAAGCUUCAGCAAAUACAAACUUUUCAUUUGAACUUCAUCAAUUGGAGAAUUUUUUUGUUGAAAGCAAAAUGAUUUUUGAAACUGUAACUUUGGGCUUAAGAUUUAUUUCUGUUGUUGAUAACAUGAUGUAGAAGAUUUUUUUUUGCAAGAUAAGCUGAAAGUUUGGUUUCUCGUAAACUUUACAGCAACAGUUGCUGAUGUUUUUCCUGUUAAGUUGAUUAAAGGCGACUUGAUUUCA